GAAAAUUAUUCUGAUGCUCCUAUGACCCCAAAACAGAUUCUGCAGGUCAUCGAGGCGGAAGGACUGAAGGAAAUGAGCGGCACGUCCCCACUGGCCUGCCUCAACGCCAUGCUCCACUCCAACUCCCGGGGAGGCGACGGACUCUUCUACAAGCUGCCCGGGCGCAUCAGCCUCUUCACGCUCAAGAAGGAUGCCCUGCAGUGGUCUCGGAAUCUGUCUGUGCCCGAAGGGGAGGAGCUGGAGGAUACCGCAGACGCCGAAAGUUGCGAGUCCAAUGAAGCAAGCACUGUGAGUGGUGAUAAUGAUGUGUCCCUUGAUGAAACCUCCUCUAAUGCCUCGUGUUCCACGGAAUCGCAGAGCAAGGGACCCGCUGCUGCCAGGGAGAGCUACCGAACCACCUCCCAGACAGCCAAACAGAAGAAGAAGACGGGUGUAAUGCUGCCACGCGUCGUCCUAACACCGCUGAAAGUCAACGGGGCACACAUGGAGUCUGCCUCCGGCUUCACAGGGAGGCACGCGGAUGGGGAGAGCAGCAGCACGUCCAGCAGCAGCAGCAGCUCCCUGGCCCUGUGCAAAGCCACCUUGCGCAGCAGAACAGAAAUAAACAGGGAUCCUCCGCAGCUCCUGAGAGGUAUCCGAAAGCCCACAGCUGGGCAAAUGAAGCGAAACAGGGGUGAGGAUAUUGACUUCGAAACGCCGGGCUCCAUUCUUGUCAACACAAACCUGCGAGCUCUGAUCAACUCCAGAACCUUCAACGCGCUCCCGUCGCACUUCCAGCAGCAGCUUCUCUACCUCCUUCCCGAAGUCGAUAGGCAGGUUGGGGCUGACGGGCUGAUGCGUCUCAGCGGCAGCGCUCUGAAUAACGAGUUCUUCACCCAUGCUGCGCAGAGCUGGAGAGAGCGACUGGCUGAUGGUGAAUUCACCCAUGAGAUGCAAGUUCGAAUUCGGCAGGAGAUGGAAAAGGAAAAGAGAGUGGAGCAGUGGAAAGAGAAGUUCUUUGAGGACUACUAUGGACAAAAGUUGGGCUUGACCCAAGAAGAAUCCCAGGAGCAGAAUUUGGUGCAAGAAGAUGCUGAGAACAGGACAAGACUGUCAGUUAAGGGAGAAGCGAGGCUGCCGCGCGGUCCUGCGACACGGCAGAGAGAUGGGCGCUUCAAGAAACGCUCCCGGGCCGACCUGCGGUGCAGAGCCAGGAGAAGCCUGUACAAAUUGCGUGAACCUGAGCAAACGGAGACUUCCAAAGAGACCGCUUCUGCGGGACCAGAGUCCUCUCUUCAUAAAGAGACCAAGCCUGAGAUAGACCUGAAGAAAGAGGAGCUGACAAGCCCUUCGGCUGCAGCACUGAAGGCAGAGGGUUCAGAAUUGCACCUCUCUCCAGAGACUUCCAAAUUACACAGUAAAUCAGAAGAUCCGUCGUUGGCAGCUGCAAACAGAAUUCCCAGUUUGCCCCAGGAGAACUCCGCUCGGGAGUCCAAGGACCAGAAGAGGAAAUGCUUUGAGGAGACUGCCUCUGCCUCCUUCCCCGAAAAGAAGCCCCGGCUUGAAGAUCGUCAGUCCUUUCGUAACACAAUUGAAAGUGUUCACCCAGAAAAGCCACAGCCUACUAAAGAGGAGCCAAAAGUCCCACCCAUCCGGAUUCAACUUUCACGUAUUAAACCACCCUGGGUGGUUAAGGGUCAGCCCGCUUACCAGAUAUGCCCCCGGAUCAUCCCCAGCACGGAGCCCUCCAGCCCCCGGGGCAGGACCGGUGCCCGGACCCUCGCAGACAUUAAAGCCCGUGCUCUGCAGGCACGAGCCCAGCGAGAAGCUGCUGCUACAGCCGCCAUCGGAGGUGGGGGCGGCCCGGGUGGAGGGAGAAGCGCUGACGAAGGAGGCGGCAGAGGAGAAUCCAGCAGCCGUACCGAGCACAGGAGAUCCAAGAGAACUCACGGAAAGCGUUCGUCAGAUCUACAACGAACACAAUUACUGCCGUCUCUCCAUCUGAACGGAGGAAAGGCUGAGGGGGCUGCUCAGGAGGCUGACCCCAAUUCCUUCCUCUCCUCAAGACAAGACCCCUUUCCUUCAAAGAGCGAGGGAAGCGGUGGUCUGGAACACCCUGUGGGCACUGGCUCCGGGGAGGCUCAGCCUGGUGAUGGGUCACCGCCAAGGCAGCUCUGCGGUGCUGGGACUGGGUCGUCCUUAGACAGUGCAACCUCUGAGAGGCAGGAGGAGAGCCCCGAGCAGCUCCUCUGUGACCCAAGGACCGAAACCCCACCUUGUGUUGCAUCGCAGGAGAGGCAGAGCACAAAGCUGAAACGUGCAGUUCCUCCCGUGAACGGUCUGUCGUGUUCUCAGGCGCAGGGAGCUGCGGUCAGUCUGGCGGGAGAUGGGGUCGUGGCAGACCUCGGAGAUGUUGGUGCUCCCGCCGUGCAGCUGGAUUAUCCUUCUGAUGUAAAGGAAAACUCCUCCAGUUGUCCUCUUCUGCCAGAAUUGUCACCAGGUGGUAAAGAAUGCCGGGAGCCAGAAAUGGUGGCUAGGUUUAGAUUUAAUGGCUCUGAAACAUUUGCGGAAAAAUGCGGCGCUGACAGCGACAACCCCAAAACAGUGACUGCUGGCGGGGAGAAGGCGGCAGUCCCUGCGCACUGUGACUUCCCACGCCUGCAGGCAAGGAAGGAGAGCGAUGGCAGACGAGGGGACGAGGAACGGAAUGCAGAGCCUUUGAAACCCUCUUUACACCAUGACUUUAUUUCUCAGAAUAGGAUAGAUACCUCUGAAAAACUUCUGCAGCCGAGGGAGGGGUGCCCCAGAACAGACCCAGAAAAUGCACGUCAGCCGCUGAGAGAGACUCCAGAGCUCCAGACAAACGGAGAUGAUGAAAUACAGAGUACGCACAGCGAAACGACAGAUACAGCUUCAGACUGUGAAGGUGACGUGGCGGAUGGGAACGCAGAGAUGGAUCUGUGCUUCGGGAGUGCCAGCUGCAGGGAGGGGGCUGGCAGAGACUCCUCCUGUCACAGCAGCACCGAGAGAGGCGAUAGGAUUAGACCAAAACCAUCCGUGGAAGCCGAGAGCCUGGCCUAUGCUGGGGACUUCCCUGCAGUCACAGCGAUGAGCGCUGCACCCCCAGCUCGCCGAUGGGGACCCUGCGCACCACCGCCCCAGAAACCCGAGCGGCCGGCGGGUUCUGCUCGGCCCCUGUCCUCUGUUGAAACCAACAACCCCUUGGUGAUGCGGCUGCUUAAGGGGACCUGCCCCAACCUGCCCCUGGAAGAAGUUCUCCCGGUACCUCAUGCCAGCAUCAAGCUGGAGAUCACGCAGCCGCCUCCGGCCAAGCAGCCCGAAAGCCUCCCCCUGCAGAUGGAGAGAGGUGGCGGUUGCUGUGUCGGUGAAGAAUCUUCUCCAGAUGUAGGAAUAAAGAGGAGUGCCCUGAGCAGGAGCGAUGACUUCCACUCGAUGAGAUCGUCCGUAGAUCCCCAGGAGAAGAAGCACGGGUCAGGGACAGCGUUGCCUAGAGCAGAGGAUGCGGAGGAUCAGUCUGUUCCAGAAAAACAUUCCAAAGUUGGCUCAACUUUAAGCUGCCCAGACCAGCUGGCAAAUGUGUCAGGUGCCUCUCAGAAGCCUGAAGAUGGGGGCCCGCAGGAAAGAACAUUUUCUUCCUGCAGCUUUGAGGAGCAAAAGGAGUUGCCCAAGGUCCAUCGGGUGCCACAGCACAACCCAGCGACAAGUGUCAUCACAGAUAAAAGCCUGGAGAAGCUGAACGCCUCUAUGGAGCCUCGGUUUUUAUCUCCAGCUGUAACUUCUCUCGGUCCAAAUCAGACAGGGGGUACCUCAGUCAAUAAAAAUUAUGUUGGAGUUCAAGGCAAAAAACUCUUUGGUUCUGGUUUUCCUUCCAACCCCAGUGUUCGACUCCAUCACUCCAGGGCUUUGGAUCAAGCUCCAGCCAUGGGAACCUUGUCCCCCAGCAAACAGAUUCCUCUGCACAAGAGCUGCGUGGCAGGAGAAGGAAUGCCAGCUGCAAGGGAAGAGUGGACUUCAAAGCAGCACGCCGACACCCUGGGAGGAAUCAAAAACGAGAACGUGCUGGCGUGUGGCAGCCCAGCCAAGAGUAACGCCGAGAACCGGAGGGAUGCGGCACAAAACCCCGUGGAGCUGACGGAGCGUUUGCAAAGUGUUCCGCUGGUGAUGGACUUGCCAUUUUUCAGGUUUUCAAGGGAAGCAGGAAAAGGACACAAUCACCCUUUGGAGCCUUCUUCCAUCCCCUCCCAGCUCAAUAUCAAGCAAGCGUUUUAUGGGAAGCUUUCUAAGCUGCAGCUUAAUUCCACCAGCUUUAAUUAUUCAUCCAACACUCCAGCUUUUCCCAGAAGUCUUGCUGGAAGCAUGAUGCAGCUAACCCACAAAGCGAACUUUGCUGCAAACCGUAACACGUCCCUUUCCGUGCAGAUGUUCGCUGAUAGCAGCAGCGUUGAUGAGAUCUCGUUCAAGUGCUCGUGCAGCCUGAAAGCCAUGAUCAUGUGUAAGGGCUGCGGGGCGUUCUGCCACGACGACUGUAUAGGACCCUCCAAGCUUUGUGUAUUGUGCCUUGUGGUGAGAUAA
Molecule: messenger RNA, 4572 nt
Organism: Pterocles gutturalis (yellow-throated sandgrouse)
Lineage: Eukaryota; Metazoa; Chordata; Aves; Pterocliformes; Pteroclidae
Gene: ASXL1
Product: additional sex combs like transcriptional regulator 1
Biological process (GO): positive regulation of transcription by RNA polymerase II; animal organ morphogenesis
Cellular component (GO): PR-DUB complex
Molecular function (GO): chromatin binding; peroxisome proliferator activated receptor binding; DNA binding
Source: RefSeq, a predicted model, not a curated record